This is a messenger RNA of Micropterus salmoides (largemouth bass), 9682 nucleotides long. RefSeq names its product Kruppel-like factor 8 (gene klf8). NCBI's taxonomy places the organism in Eukaryota, Metazoa, Chordata, Actinopteri, Centrarchiformes, Centrarchidae. Bases 380 to 1684 code for a protein of 434 amino acids. The record is from RefSeq and is a predicted model, not a curated record. The transcript has 7 exons. Gene Ontology annotation, molecular function: RNA polymerase II cis-regulatory region sequence-specific DNA binding; DNA-binding transcription factor activity, RNA polymerase II-specific. Gene Ontology annotation, biological process: regulation of transcription by RNA polymerase II.
GGUGGGGACGCAGGGUGGGGUCACAAGCAGGGAGAGGCGGAGGAGGAAAAGGCAGAGAGAGAGAGCCCAACCCUUGAAUACACGGCAACAACACGCCGUCAGAGAGAGAGGGAGAGACACAGAGAGACUGGCUGUUUUUGGGGGAGCAAAGGGAGCCUUCGACGCUGCGGAUAUGAACUGAAAAGAAACACUGGAAGAGGCAGGGAUCGUGUUCCUAUAUCCCGAAAUUUUACUGUAAAGGUGGAAAACUAGUCCCCCCCAAACCCUCAUCUCUCCCUUCUUAUUCAGAUAGAGGUAACGUUACACCCAAAGCCCCGACCGACCCCCUCCUGCUCCUGCUGCUCCACCCCUUCGCCGCUGCACCGCUCCGGCAACCGAGAUGCACACGGAGACCCGUAACAAGAAAUGCCAGUCGACUCCUAAGCAGAAGAAGAGUGCCAUCGGCGCCCAGAAGAAGCAGAGGAGCCCGGCCAAGCAGAGCGCCCUGACCCCACAACAACAACCGCCGCCCUCGUCAUCACCACAGCCGUCCGCAGCCCGGGAAGAGGAGGAGAAGGAGGAGGAGCCGGCGACCGGGCCUCGGCUGCUGCAGGAGGAGGAGGAGGAGGAAGCAGGGGAAGAAGAGCGAGAGGAAGUGGCGACACCGUCUGUGAAGAAGAAGGAGGAAGAGGAGGAGGAGGAGGAGGGCGAGAUAGACAUGCCCUCCAUACAGAUCAAACCAGAGCCAGAGGAGAUGGAGUGCACGGCAGAUGAAGGUGACAACUGUUCGCAGCCAACAGACCUGAAGGUGAAGACGGAGCCGCCAGUUUGCAAGACAGAGCCCUCUUCACCUCAGCCAUGCCCUGCAGAGGACCAGACCGAACCUGUUGACCUGUCACUCAACAAGCCCCGCUCCUCUUCGCUCCCUGCUUCCACAACAAGCACCACAGUCAACCCUGCACCCAGCGGUGCCGUGACCCAGCCCAGCCUGUCGGCUACACCGGUCCCAUCUGCGGUCCAAUCGAUAGGCUCCAUGGUCCUCUCUCCAGGCUCUAUCUUGGCCACUCAAGGUGCCGGGGGCCAACAGAUCCUCCACGUUAUCCAUACAAUCCCCUCGGUCAGCAUGCCCAGCAAGGUGGGCCAGCUCCAGACCAUUCCCGUGGUGGUGCAGUCGCUGCCUGUUGUCUACACCACCAUGCCUCCUGACGGCGUCGCCACGGCAGCCAUUACAGUGCCGCUCAUAGGCAGUGAUGGGCGCUCAGAAGGAUCUGUUCGUAUUAAGCCAGGUUCAACGUCUCCGGUGGAGUAUCAGAGUGACAGCGAUGCAGAGAGCGGCACAGAGUCCGGAUCGGCCUCCCUCAGCGCCCAGAGCCUCGACGCCGGGUCGGUUAUGGACUUAGAGCCUGUCGAUCCAGAUUCACCAGACAUCAAGAGGAGGCGGAUCCACAUGUGUGACUAUGAAGGCUGUAAAAAAGUUUACACCAAGAGUUCCCACCUCAAAGCCCACAGGAGAAUACACACAGGAGAGAAGCCCUACCACUGUACCUGGGAGGGCUGCACCUGGCGCUUCGCCCGCUCCGAUGAGCUGACUCGACACUUUCGCAAGCACACGGGGAUCAAACCUUUCCGCUGCACCGAGUGCGACCGCUCCUUCUCCCGGUCCGACCACCUCUCCCUGCACCGCCGCCGCCACGUAAUGAUGUGAACUCUGACACCCACAACUCCCCACAAACCUGCCCUAUAAACCAACCUCUUACCCCUCAACAUCUCAAAGUCCCUCACAGCACAUUUUGUACCAGUACCCUCCACCUCACACGAAUCUCUACUUCCUAGGAUUUUAAACCCUAUCAGCAGAUAAAUAAAGACACUGUACCUCCUUCCUCCUUCUCCUCUUCAUCUUGAAAUCACAGGAAUAUCAGGAAUGUGUUUGUGUGGUUGUGUGUGUGCGCGGUGGAGUUUUACCGUGUGUGUUUCAACACAUAAUCGUCAUCAUCAUCACCGUCCACCCAACAGCAUUCCCACCACAAAACAGUCCCCUACCCAUCCUCCUUAACUCAACCUCACCUGUCACACAAAACGUCACCUCCUAAGAAAGAGAAGGAUGGACUGAAGGACAUCCAUCAGCAGGGACGUUCAUCCAUCCAUCACAUGCAUCCAUCCAUUCAUCCAAAGGAGAGGAGGAAUGAGGAGUGACGUGUGUGUGUUGUCUUUGAACUCAAACCAGAAAGGGAGUCUUAAGCCGGAUGUCACUUCAGCUGCACAUUUUUUUGUUUUUUAACAGUAUGAAUAUGUACAUAUCCAGAGUUGGGAAGUUACGUGACUCCAAAGCAAAAUUCCAUAUAAAGGAUUUUUGGAAGCAAUGGUCACUUCCAAAAAUACCUCAUAUAGCCCCUUUUCACCACAGGAACUUUUCCAGGAACCUUUUGAGAGACUCGAGAACUUUACCUUUCUCUCUGCUCGUACCAUUUUGACAUGAGGAACUAGGGCAAAAUCUAAAUCAGGAGCUGUCUGAUCAAAGAAUAGGUAAUUAAGACUAGAAAGGUUUGAUACACAAUCAGUGCUAUGGACACAUUUCAGUUGGUGCCAGAAAAGUAUUAAAAUUCAGUUUCUGAUCUUAGUUCCUAAGCCCCAAAAAAGUCCCUGUCCUCCAUUAAGUGCUUGCUAUGUGGGUGUAGCAGAAAUAAAUAACCACAAAACACCUUUGCAAACUCCAGUCAAACAUCACUACAAAGACCAACACGAUGAUUCUGGUGUUUCAUCACGUGCAAAAUUCAAAAUCCUUUUUGGUUUUCCAGAUGCAGUGGAAAUGUGCAAAAGGGACAGAGUUCCUGGUAAUGUUUGGAAAAGGGUCUAAAACAACCGACAGUUGGAUUAAUUUAAUUAGUAAUCACAAUAUUUGGAUAAAUUUUUUACUAAACUGUAAUGGCCCUUGAAAGUAAAGGCUUCCCAACCCUGUGCACAUCAGUGUAUGAGUGUGUGUGUGUGUGUGUGUGUGUGUGUGUACGUGCUAUUUCACAGCAGCUGAAGUGACGUCAAACAAUAUAUUUCUUCUCUCUCUUAAAGUAGGUUAUUUUGUCCCCUCGCCCCAUCUCCUUUGCACCUCGGCAGCCCCAACCCCCUCACCUGGUACAGGGAGCUUCAAGACUGUGAACUUUAUAAAGAUUAAUUUGUUUUCAUUGUAUCAAUCACAUUAUUGUCAUUUGCGUGUUCUCCCCCAGCACACACCUUUCUAAUUCUUCUUCGAUAACAGUAUUUGCUUUUUAUGCGUCGUUGUUGCUGGUGUUUUAUGAAAAAAAAAGGCCUUCAGUUCUGUGUUAUUUUUUUUUUCUUCUUUGCCAGGUUUGGCACUCUUAACAGAAUGGCACCGUUUUGUUGUUGUUGUUGUUGUUGUUGUUUUUUUUAGGAUUUCAGAUCCUUUUGUUGUGUUCUGAGGCUGUGAAAAAGACUGAGGAGAUACAAAUAGUUUGAGAUUACAAGUAAAACUCUCACGCAGGGAAUAGGGGAGUGUAUUUUUGCGUGUGUUGUUUGUGUGUGUGUAUGUGCGGGUGAGUGUGCAUGUUUUGAGACAAACACAUAAUCAGAAUUUAAGAUUUUUACGAGUGUGUGUUCCGGGCACUUGUUGUUGUUUUACCUCUUGCCCGUUGAGCCUUAAUAACUGAAGUCAAUCUGUAAGGGCGAAACCAGAACCACUGAUAGAGGACGCUUGGCCAAAGAUCAGCUGUGAGUCUCCAUUCAUUAAGGACAUAACACUGUACCACAAGUACCCGAUCUUUGCAGCGUUGGCUUGUUUUUAUCAUUGCUUUCUGUGAAAAGGACAUUCCUCACAGCUGUGAGAGCUUAGCUUGUUUUUAAGUAUUAAUACAACAAGAAGUUAAAAUUUACAUUAACAGACAAGACUGUUGCUGGGAUGCAGUUAUAGUCGGAAAUCUGGUGGAUUGAUUUUUUUGGCACAAAACAUGAAGAGGGGCCCUUCAGAGCAAGCAGAUGUAAAGCUUUUAGAAUGUUUGAUGAUAGCAGAAGAUAAAUAUUGAAGCAGUGACAGUCUCAUUUGUGUACCACUACAAAUAUUUUUAAUUUUUUAAAACAAAACUACUCAUUAUCAGAGUUGGCAACAUCAGCCAUUUAUAACUAUCAUGCUGUAACACCCAACAGUGUAAAUGGCAUUUGCACUCUAGCCAUGGAGCAGUGAGCCAAGGAGCCAACAUGGCUGCCACUGAAAGUCACAGUGACCAGGCCGUCUGUCAGUGGUUCUGGGAGAAACCAGGCACUGUGUCGGGCUGUCAGGGUCCGUAGUGCCUGCGGUUUAAACCAUGGGGAAACUAAGCGCUCUCCUCACUAGCAUUUCUACCAGGGUCGGGGUCAAUUCUCUUUCAACUGUGUUUGUUUUCAACAGAAUUUAAUCAAAAAGCUAACUCCCAAUAUAUUCUAACAGAGAAUUUUGUUUUAUGCCUUUUCUAAGACCUUCCUGGCAUAGCUCCCCUGAUAUAUCCAAAUGUAAUCAGCACGUUUUUUAAGAGAUUUAGCCAGUCGGAACAGAAUUGAACCCCUAACCCUGCCUUCUAACCCACGUUGUCCAUGUCUUAUGUGGGCUGUUUGUCAGCUCCUAUACUGGACUGAACUUGAUUAUGCAACAUAACGCAGACCUCACUCCAAGCGCUGUUCUGAACUGAAGUAGUAGAGCAUUAGCUGGUAGGUGUACUGCUGAUGUACAGCUCACAUAGGUUGUAACAAGAACCUGAAAAAGGGAGGUCAGGAUGCGUAGAUUCCUGUGUUGUCGAUCACUGAACAAAGCCACCACUGAAACUGCUUUCAGAAAUAGACAAUACGAGUUGUGACUGUCAAUUGAGUCAGAAACAUGGACAGGAACUCAAACUUGGGUAGGGUGAUCUUAAGCAAACAGGGGGCUGCGUAUGUGAUCAAUAGAACACACUUUUCACAAUCCUGACGUGUCCCUUUACAAACAAAAAGGCAAGACACAUUUUGCUUUUGCGAUGCUGUUCUCGUUAGUCAUUUGGAGUUACUGUCGUUGUCAUUUCAAAAGCUAGUAAGCGAGAGCAAAAUGUUAUACACCUGACUUUUCAUAGUAUGAUAAGUGAGAUGGACAUGGAGGCUUCCUUUGAGCUGAGUGCAUGCCAUGAACGGGGUAGAUUGUUGUUUGGUCUGCACACUGCAAAAAAACAAAAAUAUCCGUCUUGCUAAAGUGACUGAAUCUGGUUUUAGACUUUUUUUUAUUUUAAUGUUUUGUUAAAGAAGAAUCUGAACCAAAUUCAGUUACUUGUUUGGAGGGAUUUUUUUGCAGUGCAGAGCGAUGUUCCCAUUUCUCUUAACAUCCCCUUCUGCUUCAACUUAAAAAAAACAUAGUUACUAAGCACAUCUUUCUAGAAGAGUAUAUGCAUUUGAUUGCAAUUUUCUUUCUUUUGUAAACUGUUGAUAAAGACAUUAAGGACAAUGACAGAUAAUUAAGAUAAAUCCAUGUACAUAAAUGUAUAUAAUCAAAAAGUGCAGAGUAAAUGUAACGGGUGAAUUUCUAUUUUUAACACUGACUAGAUAAUGUGAAAAAAUUGUUUUUCUUCUUCCUUUGUUGGUUUGAUGAUGUGUUUCAUUGUGUGUUUUUUGUUCAAAUCUAAUACAUUUGUUUCGUAGUUUCUUUAAAAAAAAUGGUCCCGCUUGUGUUGUGCACACUUGUCGCAUGGAGACUAGCCUUCUUGUUUUCUUAUAGUGAUGUUGGUGAGCAUGUCAGUGUGUGUGAGACGUUGGGUUUUGCUUAACAUUGAUGAUCUGAAGGGGGGCGGCGGGGCACACUGAAAAUGAUUAAUUAGGGAUUCAUUUAUUAUAACAGAGCUUUAUAUUUCUCAGCCUAUUUCUCAUUUAAAAUAUCCCCCCAAAAAUGUAACUGUUGUUUUGGGUGAGAAAAUAUUUUUUACAAUGAAGCUCAAAGUGUAUUCAGACAUUUCGGGUCAUAUGGGGCUUAAAAUUUAUAUGUUUGAUUGCUAGUUUACACUGAGUAAUCAUGUUAAAAAGUAACAAAAGUAGUAGAUACAAACAUGUCCAACCUGUUAUACACCUUGCUUUAUUACAAAAAACAGGGACAACCUAUUGUCUACUACAGAAAUCCAGUUUGACCUUUUAUUGCAGCAAAGUUUCCCCGAUGUAAAAUAGACAAUUAGAAUAUGCUAAUAUAUUUUAAUAUUGUACUGAAGGAGUCAAAUUUUUACAUAAUAACCAAAAUCAUUCAUGGGUAAUUGGUUGAUAGUUCGCACAGGUGCCACAUGCUAAAACUCUUGCUGACUGGUGAUCUAAAAUAAAUGAUAUAUAAUCAGUAGACACCAUCCAUCCAUCCAUCCAUCGUCAACCGCUUAUCCUGCGUACAGGGUCGCGGGGGGGGGGGGCUGGAGCCAAUCCCAGCUGACAUCGGGCGAAAGGCGGGGUACACCCUGGACAGGUCGCCAGUUCAGUAGAUACCAUUUCAGGAUAAAACGACAUCAACAAGAACUUAUCGCACAAGACUGACUGCAUAUCAGCUGCUAAGGCUCAUGGGAUAUGUUAUUGUUGAAAGCUAACAAAAUAACAUUUAUCUUGGCUGAAAUUAAGAUUCACAUUUUUCUCUCGAUUAGAGAAGCAGAUGCCCAUUUAGCUCAGAAUAAAGACAGAAAAACCAAGAGCGUGUUUCAGCUGAAAAAUUCAUUCCUCUCUCAGAAAACCCAUUGAAAAAGGAGACGGGACUUAUUCCUUUGGAGCAAGGACCCAAGGUUGAUUUGAUCAAUUGUGAAACAGCUCAGAGGCCUGUACUACGGAGCAGGAUUUGACAUUAGCGAGGUAACUUCAGCUUUAACUCCUGGAUUUUCUGUUGACUGUUUAAAGGCUACUUUUAUGCUGUGGGUGAUGCAGAGAAACAUUUGUAUACCGAUAUCGUCACACAACAGAGACUUAUUGAAGCUCUAAAGCCUUGUACUUGUUGUACUUAUAAGAUAUAACAAUAAGCCUACUUACCACUUUAAAAUGUGUUUUUAUAUUUAUUUUUUAUUUGCUCCCAAGUGGGUUUCAUAUAGCCUUUUAUGUUGCUAAAUAUUAUGAGCAUAUAUUUUGGUAUUCAAAUUAAGUUUAAUUAACAUUUUAUUAUAAUUUUAGCUUGCAUUUUAUUUCCUAUAGGCCUAUUAUAGAGACACGUCAUGUCUUUUGCUAUUUGGGCGCAGGUAGUAGAUGGGUUUUCAGUAAAUGUUGGGGACUGUGCCUUGGUUGAGAUUCAGUCUCUCGACCGCUAUUUAAGCACUUUUUAUGGCACAAAUGAUUUUUGUUGCCUUUUGAAGUUAGUUUAGAACAAUGUUUGGAACAUUUUUGAGUACAUUAAAUAAAUGAAUCUGAUUUUUGAAGUGAGGAGAAGCAACACAUUAAUUUAACGGAAUACACAAUGUAAUUAUAGUCUGAUCUAUUCGUGGCCUUAUGGUGCCCUAAAGUGACAUUAUAAGGAUGUUAACUUUAAAUUUUUGCCAGCUGUCCUUCCUGCAUGUGGCAGUUGUAGCUGUGUUGCUUUUAGCCUGCUUUAUAUGUUUAACGUCUUCGUAUUUGUCUAAUAUUAUAGUUUGCUGUUCCUUUGUAAAAUAUGUCGCUCUCCUGCGAUUAGACUUGUCCACGUUUGCAAUCGGUCAUGCAAACACUGCCCCCUUUCAUGCGAUUGGGAAACCCUGGGUUGAUUCACCGAGUUGACAAAUGGCAUCCUGUGACCGCUUAUCAUGAUCGCAAUUGUUAGGGUUAGCGAAGCCAGAUAAGGAAAAGGUAUGUUGAACAUGCUUCGUAGUACAGGUUACAUUUUCCUACCAAUAACUUAAAAAGAAGCUCAUCUGCAGUGGCACCUUGCUGUGGCUAGUUUAGGCAUUUUUCAUUUAGGUUUUGUGAAAUCUGAAAUUUCUGCCUUCAACACAAUACAGUGGAGGUGAAUGGAUUUUUUUUGUGGUUCUUGCAGCACUGAAAAAACGGACAAUCCAGGUUUGAUGAAAUAAUCUUAAAGCUUAAAACGUGAUUUAUACUUCUGCGUCGGGUCUACUACAUGUAUUUGUAAAGCUCAAAUAUAUUGAUCCACCGCGUUACAACCGCUGGUUUGGCCGCUAGUAAAAUUUCUUUUGAAGCACGGAGCACUUCCUGUCGGCUCGGAGGCAUUGCAAGGCUACCCAGCUGACCAAUCACAGUUCAUGCGGUCUGUGUCGCCUUGACUUGUAGUUACAUUUUUGAGGAGGUGCAGGCUAUGGCGUUGGCUACUGGGUAGGGCACGGGGUCACGGGUAGGCUACGCCAUCGAUUCAACGCAGAAGUGGCCUAUAAAUCACACUUUAACUCAAGGUCCACUUACUAGCAUUUGCAGCAGAUUGGAGUUUGCUCAGUUGUCAUCACUUCACCAAAGUAUGAAACUUUGGACAUGUGAUAGCAUGUUUAUCAUAUUCCAUAUUAUAUAGGAGGGGGUUAUAGCCUCUGUUUUUGUUUAGGUGCAAACGGCCUUCUUGAUGUUUUUCCAGCCGUUCACUGACAAUCUCAUCCAAAAGUUAAUAAGUGGACUGUUAGUUAAGAUUAUUUUAUAAUUAUUUCCAAGGUCAAGAAUGCACUCUCAUACACAGUUUUCAUGGUAAUUUCUUCAGUAGAGUGCAAAUGAAAACUCAAAGACAGUGGCAUCUGUGGAAUAUUAUCAGGAUUCAGGAAAUUGUUUUUGUAAAGACAUGUUGCUGUUUAACAUUUUAGAGACAUUUCUCAAUCCUUAAAAUACCAAAAAUCAGUCAUUCAUAUCGAAACCUGCAAAAAAAUAAGAUCAAAGCUAGAGGUUAAACAUAUGUUUGUUUUUAAUAUAAUGUGGGGGAAAAUGUUUGUAUUUAAUUAGAUGGAUCCCAAGCCCCUUUAUUUCUUGGAGCCUUCACCCCGUGAAGCACAUGUAUGUGUCAUUAUGUGUCUGAAAACGAUAUUGACCCAUCGCUUUACAAGCACAUUGAUCAUCUCUGGUGACCAUUUUAGCAGCAAAAUUGGUAUUUUAUACACACAGACCGAGACAAACACACACUAAAACCUUCAGUGUCACACUGAGGAUAGUCAGAUUUUGCAUCUCAGAGCUUGUUGACGAUUACCCAGACAAAGUCUUAUCGCUGUGUUGCAGUUCUUGCAGGGAGGCUGAUGCAUGUGUUUGUGUUUUUCCUGCUUCCUGUUGUUUAUUUUUGCGGUUUUGUGCAAGCUUGUUUUCCCUCGGUAUUCUUCUAAAUCUUCUGUUCAUGUAUGAAGCAGGAAUGUUCAUCUGUGAACAGGCUGUGAAACAUUUAAAGAAUUUUAUCCCCAUUGAGACCUUAACAGGAAAGAGUUCAUGUCUGAGGGUGAUGUCACUGACUGUGUCCGUCUGUGUGCGAGUGCCUCGACUCACCACCAAUCACUUCCUCUACAAAACAGAAAUUUUAGGUAUUUUCUAUUGAAUGCAGUAACUUAUGGGCCAGUACUAUAUUUACUCAGUGCAAUGCAGUUAUCAUUAUAAUAAUACAUUAUUAAUAAUAUUUUUUUCUCUUUUUUUUUGUAUUUGUACAGAACAAAUGUGUAAAGAUCAGUGAGGAAAACGUGAGCUUUUUGAUACUGUGACUCAUAGUGUUUAAAAGUCGGUUUCUCCCUGUACAGUUGUGAUUAUUUCCCCCUUUCUCCCUUCUUCUUUUAUAGAAUAAAAAAAUGUUUUUGGUGCAAUUUAA